AUGAACUCCGAAGACAUAUAUGCACAAGUCAGCGAGCGCUACGGCAGCGCAGCCAAGGGCUCAGAUGCCAGGUAUAGCAACACCAUCGCCAAAGCCUUCGGCUAUUCAGAGGAGGAACUCGCCUCAGUUCCCAAGGAUGCCAAUUUGGGUCUGAGCUGUGGGACACCUCUUGCUAUUGCUACGCUUCGGGAGGGAGAGACAGUUAUUGACCUGGGAAGUGGCGCCGGGCUCGAUGUAUUCCUCUCGGCCAACAUGGUCGGCCCAACUGGCAAAGCUAUCGGGGACAUGCUCGCAAAAGCACUAGCGCUCAAGGCUGACCGUGCCAUAAAUAACGACGGUAUUGCCGACUGCAUCAUCUCCAACUGUGUCGUCAACCUGGUCCCGCAUAAUGAGAAGCAGCAAGCGUUCAACGAAAUGUUUCGCCUCCUCAAACCUGGAGGCCGGGUGGCCAUCUCCGAUAUACUUGCCAAGAAGCCACUCCCCGAAAAAAUCAGAAAUAGCAUGGCUUUUUAUGUCGGGUGUGUGGCUGGGGCAAGCCAGGUAGUCGAAUAUGAACAGUAUCUGGGUAAUGCAGGCUUCGAAGAUGUCCUCAUUACGGAUACGGGCAGCGACCUGAAUGUAUAUCUCGAUGCUAUGGCGGGUGGCUGUUGCUCAGCGAUGGGGAGCAUAGCGUCGGACCUGAAGGGAGAGGAUUUGAACCAAUGGGGUGCUGACAAUGAAGGCAAAGGCUCCUUCAAGAUCUAUGCCGUGAAGAAGUAG
This is a messenger RNA of Fusarium oxysporum Fo47, 759 nucleotides long. RefSeq names its product S-adenosyl-L-methionine-dependent methyltransferase. The record is from RefSeq and is a predicted model, not a curated record. The transcript has 6 exons. Gene Ontology annotation, molecular function: methyltransferase activity. NCBI's taxonomy places the organism in Eukaryota, Fungi, Ascomycota, Sordariomycetes, Hypocreales, Nectriaceae. Bases 1 to 759 code for a protein of 252 amino acids.